Molecule: messenger RNA, 411 nt
Organism: Cylicostephanus goldi
Lineage: Eukaryota; Metazoa; Nematoda; Chromadorea; Rhabditida; Strongylidae
Source: the annotation of a GenBank genome assembly
AUGAUCCGCAACUUCCCCAAACAUCCUAAGCUGGUGUUCGCCUUUUCCAUGUCAUAUCUGCUUUUCAUUCACUUUUAUCGAUGGAUGAUCCUCACCUCGUACUAUUUGGACAUCACAGGUCCUAUGAUGGUGGCCGUGCAGAAGAUAACAACAGUGGCCUUCUCACUACAUGAUGGCAGAGUCAAGAAGAAGGAAGAACUUAGUGAACUGCAAGAAAGAGAGGCUAUUACAGAGCUACCGUCGCUGUCAGAGUACAUAUCCUACGUCUUUAACUUCCAGACAGCGCUUACUGGUCCCGUAAACUUCUACUCGGAUUAUAUCGCUUUCAUCGAUGGUGUGCACGUGGUUCGAACCAAGGAGGGCAAGGUACCUCGAAAGUUUGUUGUGAAAAGCGUUUCUCUAUUUACUUAG